AUGGCUCCUUAUUUUCUUCGAAACCUGAUACCGCAGCGGGAGCAGAGGGAAUCGGCUCGGCCGCUGUUGACGGUGCUCGCGGGGUUAACAUGGGUUCAAUGGGCGCAUUUCUUUUCUGGGUAUGUUCCCAAGCCUUUUCUUGUUGUGCCACCCCGCAAUCGACCUGCCAAGUCGUCUCGAACGGGAUUUCUCCUUGCCAUUCAGGCCUCAGGGUGGUUGGCUUGGACUUGCGACGCGAUCGAUUUCUUCUCGGUGUCGCUCAGCAUCUCACAUUUGGAGGAUGAAUUCAAUAAAGAAGCGUCCGAAAUCACGACUGCUAUUACAUUAACGCUUCUCUUUCGCUCUGUGGGAGCUGUAGUCUUUGGUAUCACCUCAGAUCGGUUUGGUCGGAAAUGGCCACUCAUCGCCAAUAUGGUCUUGAUUGCGGUCCUCCAACUCGGCGCAGGCUUUGUGCAGACCUUCAAACAAUUCCUUGCCCUCCGUUCCUUGUUCGGUAUUGCCAUGGGCGGCGUUUGGGGUCUUGCUGCCUCCACGGCGCUCGAAAAUCUUCCUGUGGAAGCCCGUGGCCUGGCUAGCGGUGUCCUCCAACAAGGAUACGCUGUUGGUUACCUCCUUGCAGCCGUUAUCAACUUGACACUCGUACCAGAAGUCCCAGCGGGGUGGCGGGCGCUCUUCUGGACGGCAUCCGGUAUCUCGCUCUUUGCGGCAGGCGUGCGAGCACUCCUUCCAGAAAGUGCAGUCUUCCUUAGGGCGAAGGCAGCGGAACGAGCGAGAGGCACGACUACCGGAAACAAAACGCGGAUCUUCCUCCAUGAGACGAAGGAAAUGCUCAAACGGCACUGGCUGUUAUGCAUCUAUGCCGUCCUACUCAUGACAGGGUUCAAUUUCUUGUCUCACGGCUCUCAAGACCUCUAUCCCACGUAUCUUCAGCAGUCGAAGGGUAUCUCGGCACACAAUGCCACGGUGGCCACCAUCAUUGGGAAUUGUGGAGCUAUAGCUGGCGGCGCUAUCGCCGGAUGGGUCAGUCAAUACAUUGGUCGACGAUUGACUAUCAUACUUUUCGUAGUCCUUAUCGGAGCAUUUAUCCCAUUGUGGAUCAUCCCUUCCACGUUCGGUGGUCUCGCCGCAGGAGCAUUUUGUAUUCAGUUCGGCGUGCAGGGGGCAUGGGGUGUCAUCCCCAUCCAAUUAGCAGAGAUGUCUCCCCCAGCGUUCCGCGCCACUUUCCCCGGCGUAGCGUACCAACUAGGAAAUAUGGUAUCCUCCGCUUCUGCUCAGAUUGAAGCCACUGGUGGUGAAAACCUCCGGACUACUAUAAUUAAGAAUGGCGUACCCACAGACGUCCCGGAUUAUGCUACGGUGCAAGGAAUCCUGAUCGGCGUGGUGGCUGCCUUCGUGAUAAUAAUAACCAUUAUCGGGCCCGAGAAACAUGGAUCUCACUUCGAGAAACAUAAGACAGCGUUCGAAGAGGGAGGUGGUGCCGACGCUAUUGCUGAAGAAGAGCAGAGUCGCGAGGAUUCUGCUGGAUCAAGAGUAGGAUCAUUAAAUGAGAAAGAUGACGCAGAGAAGGUUUGA
Pleurotus ostreatus (oyster mushroom) is the source of this 1572-nucleotide messenger RNA. RefSeq lists its product as uncharacterized. The transcript has 14 exons. The coding region runs from base 1 to 1572 and encodes 523 amino acids. Gene Ontology annotation, biological process: plasma membrane lactate transport. Gene Ontology annotation, cellular component: plasma membrane. NCBI's taxonomy places the organism in Eukaryota, Fungi, Basidiomycota, Agaricomycetes, Agaricales, Pleurotaceae. Gene Ontology annotation, molecular function: secondary active monocarboxylate transmembrane transporter activity. The record is from RefSeq and is a predicted model, not a curated record.